Messenger RNA from Varanus komodoensis (Komodo dragon), 3103 nucleotides. RefSeq names its product zinc finger protein 271-like. Gene Ontology annotation, molecular function: DNA-binding transcription factor activity; RNA polymerase II cis-regulatory region sequence-specific DNA binding. The coding region runs from base 86 to 3103 and encodes 1005 amino acids. Gene Ontology annotation, biological process: regulation of transcription by RNA polymerase II. The transcript is spliced from 5 exons. NCBI's taxonomy places the organism in Eukaryota, Metazoa, Chordata, Lepidosauria, Squamata, Varanidae. The record is from RefSeq and is a predicted model, not a curated record.
UCCUCGCUUCCCAGCCUGGGAGCGAUCGGAGGGCUGCGGCAGACACAAAGGCUGCGCGGCGCGGGAGCGGGAUCCAGAAACCAAAAUGGAGGAACAGGAGCCGGCUGGGCCUGAGACACGGGAGAGUUUGGAGGGGGGAGCGCGGGACCUGCACGUGGUCCAGAUCGGAACCACCGGGGAGCUGCUGGAAGGGGUGGCGUCCCAGAAGCAGUUCAAACGGGAGCCUGAGGAGCAGUGCUGGGAAAGCCAGUUGCAAGACUUCCUGAAGACCAUGCAGCCCUCCCGUCCCAGGUGGAAAAACCCGCCGUCCCCUCACUACGCGUCUGGAGAAGAUACCAAGUACUUCCAGAGCUCCUUCAAGGGGGGUGAAGAAGCCAGCCGGUGGCCGAAGGUCGAAUGCAUGCCCCAAGGCGUGUCGGGACUCAGCAGAGACGACAGCCAGGCCUAUGAAAGCAGCCAUGACUCUCCCGUGAAGGUGAAGGAGGAGGUCUUGGACGAGGACCCGGUCAAUGUGGAGAUGCGGCGGCAGCGCUUCCGGCUGUUCUGCUACGAGGAGGCGGAGGGCCCGCGGGAGGUUUGCAACCAGCUCUGGGAGCUGUGCCACCAGUGGCUGAGGCCAGAGACCCACACCAAAGAGCAGAUCCUGGAGUUCCUGAUCCUGGAGCAGUUCUUGACUGUCCUGCCCCCGGAAAUGCAGAGCUGGGUCAGGGAACAUGGACCUGAGACGUGUACCCGGGCUGUAGCCCUGGCAGAACGCUUCCUGCAAGAAUCUGAGGAACCAGAGCAAAAGAUGUCAGGAUCCUUGGAAAAGGCAUUUAAUUCCCCCAAGUCUGACCAUUCUCCGCCUCUUGUGCUAAAGAUGCAGCUCCCCCUGGAAGACAAGCAGGAGGACGACUGGGAGGCCACCUUGUCUGGCAACGAGCAAGUGCAAGACAAGGAAGAAGAGGAGUCUUUUCAGGCUGACCAGGCUGAGCAAGUGGGUGUGGGUGGGAUGUCAUUGGAAAGAGCCAAAGGGAAAGGUUUCCAGGGCCCCGAGAUGGACGAGAGGCCCGAGGGUCAUCAGGGACUGGAAGGUCACCAGGAGAAUCAUCCUGGGAAAGCGGCCAAGCUUGGUGAGGAAGGCGAGAGGGGUGUCCGGGAAGGUCCCUUCCAGGAGGGCAGCCACAGGCACACUGACUCAGGGGAAAGCUCCUGCCCGAGCUUCAGCCAUCAGGAAAUGCAGCCCAUUGAGAAACCACACAAAUGCUCGUUUUGCGGGGCGAGCUUCUACGAGAGAACCCACCUGGCAAUACAUGAAAGGAUACACACUGGGGAGAAGCCAUACAAAUGCUCUGUGUGUGAGACGUGGUUUUCCCACCCCUCUGAGCUUAUGAGGCACGAGGAGACCCACAUGCCCGAGAAGCCCCACAAGUGCGCCGUCUGCGGCAAAAGCUUCAACCAGAAGGCCUCCCUCAUCACCCACGAGAGGACCCACACGGGGGAGAAACCCUACGAAUGCUCCGAGUGCGGGAAGAGCUUCAGUACCAGCUCCCAGCUCAUCACUCACAAGAGGGUCCACACAGGUGAGAAGCCGUACAGUUGCUCCUACUGUGGCAAGAACUUCAACCAAAAGGCCUCCCUCAUCACUCACAAGAGAACCCACACGGGGGAGAAGCCGUACGAGUGCACGCUGUGCGGGAAAAGCUUCAGCGCCUGCUCUCAGAUCAUCAACCACAUCAGGGUCCACACGGGCGAGAAACCCUAUGAAUGCUUGGAGUGCGGGAAGCGCUUCGGGAGCAGCUCCCACCUGACCGAUCACAAGAGAACGCACACGGGCGAGAAGCCAUACAAGUGCCCCGACUGCGGGAAGAACUUCAGCCGGAGUUCCAAUCUCACCGCGCACAGUCGGAUCCACACAGGAGAGAAGCCAUACAUAUGCUCAGGUUGCGGCAAAAGCUUCAGGCAAAAAGCCUCCCUUAUCACACACAAGAGAACCCACACGGGGGAGAAGCCCUUUGAGUGCACCGAGUGCGGGAAGAGCUUCAUUUCCAGCUCCCGCCUCGUCAGCCACAAGCGGGUGCACACUGGGGAGAAGCCCUAUGAGUGCUUAGAAUGCGGGAAGUGCUUCAUCUCGAGCUCCCACCUGCUCAGUCAUAAAAGGGUCCACACGGGAGAGGAGCCAUAUAAGUGCUCGGACUGUGGCAAAACCUUCAAGCAAAGUUCCAGCCUGUACAGGCAUCGGAGGCUCCACACAGGCGAGAAGCCAUACGGCUGCCCCGAGUGCGGCAAGACCUUCAGCCGGAAGUCCCACCUCAUUGCACACGAGCGGACACACACGGGGGAGAAACCCUACGACUGUGGCGAAUGCGGCAAGAGCUUCAGCCGGAAGUCCCACCUCACUACACACGAGAGGAUUCACACGGGGGAGAAACCCUACAAAUGUGGGGAGUGUGGGAAAUGUUUCAGCCAGAGUUCAGCCCUUGUGGCUCACGAGAGGUCCCACACUGGUGAGAAGCCUUUCACUUGUCCCGACUGCGGGAAGAACUUCCACCGGCGGUCAGGCCUCUCAGCCCAUGAGAGGACCCACACAGGAGAGAAGCCAUAUCGAUGCACGGAGUGUGGAAAGCGCUUUAGCCAGAGCUCAGGCCUUUUGGCCCAUGAGAGGACCCAUACAGGAGAGAAACCUUACCGCUGCACUGAGUGUGGGAAAAGCUUCUGUGAGCGCACAGCCCUCGUUAGACAUUUGAGAACCCACACUGGGGAGAAACCGUACACAUGUGCUGAGUGUGGGAAGAGUUUCAGCCAGAGCUCGGGUCUUUUGGCUCAUGAACGCACCCACACUGGUGAGAAACCAUACAAGUGCUCAGAUUGUGGUAAAAGCUUUGGGCACCGCUCUGACCUUCUCCGUCAUCAGAGAAUCCUUAAAAGAGGAAAGCCAUAUAAAUGCUCCGAGUGUGAGAAAUGUUUUGGUCGGGGCUCAGAUCUCCUCCAGCAUCAGCAGAUCCACACAGGAGAAAAACCUUAUAAAUGUUCCUAUUGUGGAAAGUGCUUCAGCUGGCGGUCAAACCUUAUUAAGCAUGAGAGAAUCCAUACCAGGGUGAAAACAUAUAAAUGUGCAGUCUGA